Paracoccidioides brasiliensis Pb18 is the source of this 768-nucleotide messenger RNA. RefSeq lists its product as uncharacterized. The transcript is spliced from 3 exons. Gene Ontology annotation, biological process: Golgi vesicle transport. The record is from RefSeq and is a predicted model, not a curated record. Bases 1 to 768 code for a protein of 255 amino acids. Gene Ontology annotation, cellular component: membrane.
AUGUCCUCCUCAACAGACACAGACCCCUUCCUCCAAGUCCAAGCCGACGUCAUCUCCGCACUCACAGCAACCCGCCCCCUCUUUUCCUCCUACGUCCGCAUACGCUCCCUAGCAACAUCCCCCACAAACCCGGAACUCCAGCAAGCCCGCUCGGAGCUUGAAACAACCCUCCAAGACCUCUCCGCCGACCUCAAGGACCUAGUCGAAAGCGUCCGCGUUGUCGAGCACGAUCCAUACCGCUACGGCCUUGAAUUAGACGAAGUAGGCCGCCGACGACAACUAGUCGAAGAUGUUGGGAGGGAAAUCGAAGAGAUGCGCGCAGAGCUUGUGCGGACCGUUACAGCUAGUGCAGUCAAAGGGACAACUGGCGUUCGCGGGCAAUCUGGACUACCCGACCCCUCACAUUUCGACUAUGGACAUGAUGACCACCUGCUCGACGAUGGCGAGCGGGACGACUACUAUGCGCAGUUUGAGCAGCAGCGGCAGCAGGAGUUGAUGACGGAGCAGGACCAGCAGAUUGAUGGGGUGUUUCAGACCGUGGGUACACUGCGGCGGCAGGCGGAUGAUAUGGGUCGUGAGCUGGAGGAGCAGACGGAGAUGCUGAAGGAUGUGGAUUCUUUGGCGGAUCGGGUUGGGGGGAAGUUGCAGGGUGGGGUUAGGAGGGUGGGGAAGAUUAUUAGGCGGAAUGAGGAUACGGCAUCAAACUGCUGCAUAGCGGUGUUGAUUAUGGUGUUGAUCCUCCUAUUAAUUUUGGUGAUAGUUCUCUAA